This is a messenger RNA of Carassius auratus (goldfish), 933 nucleotides long. RefSeq lists its product as uncharacterized. NCBI's taxonomy places the organism in Eukaryota, Metazoa, Chordata, Actinopteri, Cypriniformes, Cyprinidae. The record is from RefSeq and is a predicted model, not a curated record. Bases 1 to 933 code for a protein of 310 amino acids. The transcript has 3 exons. Gene Ontology annotation, molecular function: GTP binding.
AUGAUUGAGAUGAUGUUUGGUCAGGAGGUGCUAAAAUACUCCAUCAUUCUCUUCACUUAUGGAGAUUUGUUACGUGACAGGUCUAUAGAGGAAAUCAUAAAGAAGAAAAGAGCUUUAAGAGAUCUAGUUGAUCAGUGUGGAGGUGGAUAUCACGUCUUCAACAACAGAGAUCAGAGUAACAGAGAGCAGGUGACAGAUCUGCUGAAGAAGAUUGACUCAAUGAUAGAGAAGAACAGAAGAGGAUCCUACAGUCAUCAGAUGUAUGAAGAUGCUCAGAGAAGAAGAGAGGACACCAGAAGAGGACGAGGAGAGAAAACAGCUCCAAAGUCAAAGUCAGGAAAGUACUCUGAUCUUACUGAAAUGAUGGAUGAUGAUCUGACUCUGUGGACGUUUGGACCUGGAAACACUCGAAUAGCUGAAAUCCAUGUCCUGGCCGACAGCAUGACUCUAUUUGAUGACGUUCUUGAUGGUAUAUUCAGAGACAGACUGAAGCUGGACGAUCAAACUGGAUCUCUGACCAUCACACACACCAGAACUGAACACGCUGGACAUUAUAAACUAGACAUCAAACGUGCGAUCAAGAACUUCAGUCUCACUGUGUAUGGUGUUCUGCCUGUUCCUGUCAUCAGCAGAAACUCAUCAUCAUCUUCAUCAUCUUCAUCAUGUUCACUGGUGUGUUCAGUCGUGAAUGUGAGUCAUGUGACUCUCUCCUGGUUCAGAGGAACCAGUUUAUUGUCCAGCAUCAGUGUGUCUGAUCUCAGCAUCAGUCUCUCUCUUCCUCUGGAGCUGGAAGAUCAGGAUAAAAACAGCUACAGCUGUGUGCUCAACAAUCCCAUCAGCCACCAGACUCAACAUCUGGACAUCACUCAGCUCUGUCACACAUCUGCAGCGAAGGAGGGAGGAAAAAACCCUGCUGGUAGUCCCUCGGUCUAA